Messenger RNA from Drosophila hydei, 799 nucleotides. It is a transcript of the gene ORMDL, whose product is annotated as ORM1-like protein. The transcript is spliced from 3 exons. Lineage: Eukaryota; Metazoa; Arthropoda; Insecta; Diptera; Drosophilidae. Bases 168 to 632 code for a protein of 154 amino acids. The record is from RefSeq and is a predicted model, not a curated record. Gene Ontology annotation, biological process: intracellular sphingolipid homeostasis; negative regulation of ceramide biosynthetic process; ceramide metabolic process. Gene Ontology annotation, cellular component: endoplasmic reticulum membrane.
GAACUGAACAAGUUCAGAUACAAUGAAAUAUUUUAAUAUCGAUAUAUAAAUAUGCGAUCCAAUAAUCGAUAGCUAAUAGUAAUUCUUGUAUUUCGUAGAGCUAUCAUCUCUAUUUUAUAAAACAAUUACCGAAAUUCGCAGCGACUAAAGUGCAACUCCAGACAAAAAUGACAUCAAUUGCAGGAGGACACGGGGAGACAAAUCCAAAUAGCUCUUGGCUAAGUGCGCGUGGCUUUUGGCUUGCUUAUUUUCUUGGAUUACUCUUUGUGCAUUUACUGCUCUUAUCAGUGCCCUUUGUAACAAUUUCUGUAGCCUGGACAGCGACCAAUUUGCUACACAAUGUAGCACACUUGUAUUUUCUACACAUCAUUAAAGGAGCUCCUUGGCUAAGUAUCGAGAAUGACGGCAGUCGGCAAUGGACACACUGGGAACAAAUAGAUGACGGCGUUCAAUUAACUCCAACGCGCAAAUUUCUAACUGCUGUGCCAAUUGUUUUAUUCCUUCUCACUUGCCUGUACACCCGUAACAGUACCGAACAUUUCAUUGCAAAUUUCAUAUCCUUGGUGGUGGUCACGCUGCCGAAGUUACCGCAGUUCCAUGGUGUUCGUUUGUUUAAUAUUAAUAAGUACUAAAAUGCAGUCGUAUAUAAGGAUGUAAAUAACUUCUGCCAAACAGGUGGGCUUAUCGUUAAAUGGGCCUGUGUAUAUACUAUUUAUUGAUAAAAGACUAAGCAGAUAGCAGGCAUUUAACUUGUUGUUGGAUUUAUGUAAAUAUACUUCUGUUUACUACUGGCUAAUGU